Messenger RNA from Biomphalaria glabrata, 3953 nucleotides. RefSeq names its product exocyst complex component 1-like. The transcript has 27 exons. The record is from RefSeq and is a predicted model, not a curated record. Gene Ontology annotation, cellular component: plasma membrane; exocyst. Gene Ontology annotation, biological process: exocytosis; Golgi to plasma membrane transport. Gene Ontology annotation, molecular function: phosphatidylinositol-4,5-bisphosphate binding. NCBI's taxonomy places the organism in Eukaryota, Metazoa, Mollusca, Gastropoda, Planorbidae. Bases 98 to 2875 code for a protein of 925 amino acids.
AAUUAACUUAGUUAUAUUAUGUUCCUGUUUCGCCCCAUCAAUGAAUGUAUCGUAAAAAAAAUAAAAAAAAAUAAUGUUAAAUUGAAUAAUUGGAAAAAUGUCCAGACAACAGUUGCAACAAACUUUGUUUGCUCCUAAUGAUGAAAGGCUUAUUACCAUGAUUUCUGUUGCAAAAAUGCCUCGAAAGACUAAUCUGAAAAAGAGAAGCAGUUUACUCUGUGCAGUGUUGAACACAAUGGAGAGUCCUGCAAAGGUCUAUAUAUAUCACCUAAAGAAAACAGAUCGUGUGGAUGGAUACAAGAAAAAAAUGUCAUGGCUUUUAAGAGAUUUGAAGACACUGGAUGGAAAAUCUGCAGAAAAACCCACCACUGAAUUUGAUCUUCACUUUUUUGAGAAAACUUUUAAAUGGUCAGCGUCAACUUUAGAGGAAAAAGAAAGUUUUAUUUCAUCUUUGUGGAGACUUAGCCACAGAUUUCUUAUGCAGAGGCCAGAAUUUAUAAAUGUUCAAGAGAAUUUACUUGAAGAUAUCAAGGAUCCUCAUACGAUGAGGGAAAAGUCUCAAUCUGUUGAUGACAUCUCCAUGGAAGCUGAAGAUUACCAAGCUAUAUCUCCCAAAGAAGAGUCUGACCUUGAACUUCUAAUGUCUGAGUGUCAGAUGGCUAUAAGUAAUGCGGAAUUAUUCACUGAGCAAUUAUCCAAGCAGUUAUCUGUCUUGGAUGGGGCCAAUAUCCACUCGAUUAUGGGAUCAGAAGAUCAAGUUUUAAACUUGAUGCGCUUGUUGGAUGAUGGCAUCAAAGAGGCUGAACAGAUUGAGGAGAAGUUAGAUUCAUAUGAUAAAAUUUUGGCUAAUGUGAAAGAGCAGAUGGAAGUGAUGAGAGAAAAGGAUUCAUUGAUGACUGUCAGGAACAGAAACCAUCAAAGGCUUUUAGAAGAGUUGCAGAACCUAGUGAAUCAGCUUGACCUUGACCUGACUCACAUGCAAGUACUUAUGGAUGGAGAUUUUUCCAAUGCUACGAAAAUUGCUGAAUGUACCAUAGCUGCUCAAGCUUUACAUCGUUGCAUGAAUGCCAACAUACACCCAUCAUUAUUAAGAAUGGGGGCUGUAGAGGAGCAGCAGAAGAGGUUCAAGAAAAUAUCUGCCAACUUCUCUAAGACUUUGAUUCAUCAUUUGAACAAUUUGUUUAUACAAGAGGUGGACUAUUUACUUUUUGGCCCUCCUGAGCCUCCAGAAGAAGAGGGUGAAUCUGACCCAGUUGUAGGUAAUGAGAUUGGAACCCUGAGCAGAACCACUCCUGAAAACAAACUUCCUCAUCAUAAUCGACUCCAUACUACACUAGUCCAAUUUGCUGACCUGAUGUUGUGGCUCAAAAGUUGCAAUGAAUCAGUUUUUCAAGAGCUCUCAAAUGUUUAUACAAAGAGUAUCAGUAAAGUGUAUAGCAAGGAGAUUUCUGAAUUUCUGGAACAAAAUAAACAAAAGUUGGUCAAUGCCAAGGAAACUAAAACUAAACAUGCUGCCCUCUCUCGACUGACAGAGUCAACAACCAGUUUAACCAAGCUUGAUCCACGGGGGCGCUCUGGUUCAGUCACAAGCUCAGAAUUAAAGACUAGCUCAGCUCUAGAUUUAACAAAUAGAGGAGCUUUUGAUCAGGUACUGGAGCAAGUGUUACAAGAGCUAGAGAAGCUUUGUAUUGUGGAACAAGAUUUUUGUUUCAAGUUUUUUCACUUGAUAGACAAAAAUGCUCCAGCAGAGGAAGGCAAUGCCAAGGACAAGGAUGUAUCCACUGGGGGAGGAGAUGGUGACACUGAUGUCUGGGUCGUCAGGCAAAAUAACUCUUCUUCAGACGGAGAUUUUGUAACAGAGAAUCUAGGUGGAGGGCUCUUACAAAAGAGGCCCACUGUUACUUCAGAAAUGCGACAGAUCAAUGAUGAAGUCAGAAAAAUGAUGGCUGAGCUGUUCCCUCAGUUAGAGACAGAUUUAGAUAACUUCUUAACACAUGCUGACAGACAAGAUGGUUUGUACUCCAUGUACAUGCUGGUAAGAAUGAGUCAACACGUCACAAACAGUCAAGAUAUGGGCUCCUACAUCGGAAAAACAUUUGGCAAUUGUUUGAUUAAAGUGAAAAGAAAUUUUGAUAGAUAUAUUGAUUCAAUGAUGCAGACAAUUAAAGAAACAAAAGUCUCUAAGAAAAGUAAAUGUGGCAUCAUUAGCUUUGUCAAUCAUUUUGAGGAGUUCACCACUUUGGCAGAGAUCAUCUUCAGGGGAUCUGAGCGGCAUGCUGAUUUAGACAAAGCCUACACUAAAGUAGUUGCUGUGAUAUUUGAUCAAAUAGAGCGAGUGGCUUUGGAGCAUCAGAAGACUCCACCAGAGGUCGUACGCAUGGAAAAUUUCCACAAAAUGUUUUCCAUACUUUCUCAUUUAAAAAAUCCAUGUCUUGAAAAUGAUCGUAAAGAAGCCAAACAGAGGUACACAGACAACUUGAAGGCUUACACAGUGAACUUGUUGGGAAGACCUUUAGAGAAACUCCAUGUUUUUUUUGAAGGUGUGGAGGCCAGAUUAAGCAAAGGAAUGAAGCCUGAAGAGAUUGGAUAUGUUGUAGACUUCAGUAAACAAGAAUUGAGAAAAAUUAUUAAAGAAUAUCCUGGCAAAGAGGUGAAGAAGAACUUGGAACACUUGAAGAAAAAAGUGGAGAAAAAACUUUGUGAAGAAGAAAAUCUGAUUCAGGUUGUGUGGCAUGAAAUGCAGGACUUGUUCAUCAAUCAGUACAAAUACUAUGACAGUUUGAUGAAGAAAUGUUACCCAGACUCGAACAUCACCCUAGAAUUCACCAUUGAAAAUGUCCUCCAGUUUUUCUCUGACAUAGCGCAGUCUCACUGAUGUGUUCACUUUCUGUAAAGUCUCUUUAGUCAUUCCAUUCAAGACAUUUCAAACGACUUUAACUUUAGUUACUUCUAAAAAUAGGACUUCUAAAAAUAGGAAUCCUUCACUUAUGUAAAGCUUCAGCUGGUAAAAUAAGAAAGAAAUGUUUACAAAAAACAAAAAAAAAAGCUAAAAAGAUUUUGACUAAAAUAAUGAAAGCUGUCUGUGCUGAUGACACUGCUCAAUGGAAAUGUUAGGACAAAAGAACUUGGGUCCAGGACACAUCAGUCUCAUAAUGAACUGCUAAGAGCCAAACUUAGCUUUAGUAAACUUACCAUUAUAUUUUUUUUUAAUGAUGUUUUUGUGAGCAACAUGAAAUCACUUGAAAACACUUGUACUGUUCCAUUCAGUGUGAUUCUCAGAACCAUCAUCACAAAUGAUCUCCCAUGUUUUAAACAUAGCCUGACUGUAGGAAAUCAAAAGAGUCAUUAGGCCUACUUGAUAGACAUCAUCAGCAUUUCACUUCCUAAAUGACACGUAGUCUCCAAGUUAUUGUAAUCAGAAAAUACAAGAACUGUUCAAUGCAUUGCUUAUGUGUGUAUUUCCUUCAAACGUCUAUAACUUCAGUAGGACUGCUUGAAGACUUGUUUCCAGAUCAACACAAUGUACUGUUGUAUUGCUUCCUGCAUGCCCUGCUCUUUUUUUUUUUUUUUGUGUUAAAUGUUAUUUAUAUGUACAUGUAAGCUAUAUGUAAAUACUCAUAGCGUCACAAAAUAAUUCUAGUUCAAUGUAUUUAUUGUGCAAUAUAUUUUUUGUUCAAAUAAUGUACCAGUAUCCUAAUCAUUUUUUUUUUCACAUUAAAUUUCUAAAGGCAUGGUAGGAAUAAUUAUAAAUUAGGUCAGCGUAAAAUUUUGUUAAACUUUUGACUUGCAAUGUCAACCAUGUUUCCAGAUGUUGUAGUGAUAUUCCAAUUUUGUGAUGAAAUAUUUACCAUGAAAUAUCUUGAGAACUUUCAAGUUUUGUUUUUGUAUGUUCCUAUUUGUGCUGCGCAUUCACAAUAUUAGUUAUAUUGAAAAUAAAAAUUGUGUUUUAUCUA